Ostrinia nubilalis (European corn borer) is the source of this 1949-nucleotide messenger RNA. RefSeq names its product zinc finger protein 239-like. Gene Ontology annotation, biological process: regulation of DNA-templated transcription. The transcript is spliced from 9 exons. The record is from RefSeq and is a predicted model, not a curated record. Gene Ontology annotation, molecular function: DNA-binding transcription factor activity, RNA polymerase II-specific; RNA polymerase II cis-regulatory region sequence-specific DNA binding. NCBI's taxonomy places the organism in Eukaryota, Metazoa, Arthropoda, Insecta, Lepidoptera, Crambidae. The coding region runs from base 1 to 867 and encodes 288 amino acids.
AUGGGUCUCCUAGGGUCGGCUUAUCCGACACCAGAAGAAUAUAGCAAGUCAACCAGCCACCUAACGCACAUUCGCCUGCACCACCCGUCUAAACACACUUGCUUCGUGUGCGGCGAGUCGUUCAUAGGAGAGAACGGACUCAACAUGCAUUACAAGAAGGCUCAUAGAGGCGUGAAGCAUUCGGAUGCGGGCACAAAGCGGUGCACAAACUGCGAUGUCCGUUUCCAUAAUAACGACGCUCUGAAGAGACAUACGGAAGGGAAAGCUGAAUGUGAUCCUAGUUUAAGCCCGUGUGGUCGCUGCGGAGAAAAUUUCAACACUUCAGAAGAAUUAAAGGAACACACGAAAGAACAUACCAAAGAAGAACAAGUGAAAUGUGAAGAGUGUAACCGAACGUUCGCGCACGAGCGUUCGUACGCGGUGCAUUACCAACGAGUACAUUUGCGGGUGCGUGCCGCCAGCAGGGACGUCCGUGGGAAGAGUCGUAAUACAUCGCGCGUUUGCGAGGUGUGCGGCCGAAAGUGCAUUUCGAACGCGUCGCUGCGAUAUCACCAGCGGAUCCACACGGGCGAGCGGCCCUACCAGUGCAACCAGUGUCCCAAACGAUUCAGUAUUUCACAGCGGCUGCAGAUACAUCAACGUACUCACACCGGCGAGCGUCCUUUCAAGUGCAGUAUAUGCCCUAAGGCCUUCAAACACAAGGCAGCGCUGAAUAGGCAUGACAGAGUGCACACGGGGGCGAAGCCCUAUUCCUGUGCGCACUGCGACAAGUCAUUCUCCCAAUCCAACUCCAUGAAAGUGCACGUCCGCACCGUCCAUUGGAAGCAACCUUCGCCGUAUCGGACUAGGAGACCAGCUGUGGAAUAAAGAACGAAGCACACUUAUCAACCCUGAAACGGAUCUUAACCAGGGAUGUUAUGGAUAUCCGUUACCGUAACCGAAACUUUCGGAUAUCCGAAAUAAAAAAAUAUCCGAAACCGUAACCGAUUCAAAAGUUUCGGAUAGUUUGGAUGUAGGCAGUUUAAAUUUUUUGUAAAGGCAUAACAGCCUGAUUUACCUUUAUAAAGCCAUCUGUAGUCUGGUCUGCGAGCACGUAGAAUUUUGUCCAAUGACCCCAAGCUACCCGUAAUUAUGUUGCUGUCGCGCUCGCACACUCACUGCGGGCGCCCGUCGCACAGUCGCGACAGCAACAUAAUUACGCGCGAGCGAUAAGGAUGGGUAGCUUGGGGUCAUUGGACAAUAUUCUACGUGCUCGCAGACCAGGCUUUAGAAGUCCCCAAACUUACUAUUCCCACCUCUCCUUCCCACCGCUGCAACUCCUGUGUAGCCAGGAUCUACAGCUUGACCGCCAAUAACACAACCAGUGAAGGUCAAGAUUGUCCCGGGAGAAAGUUAAACUGUCAUUGGACCAGCAACGAAAUUUGGAUUUGUUCUACACUCCCCACGCUGGCCAGACGGUUUGGGGAGGUCUGAUGUUCGAUUGCACUUUCGGUGUCGGUUUGCGUAUUCGACAGAAUUCGAUACUCAACCUUCGAAUUAAACGAUAACGUGAAAAUUUUAAUUCUAAAAAUAAGUUUCGUGCAACCAUUUCUGAUCUUAAGUUCACUUUACGACAAGUUCACAAGGGCGCUGUUGUAGUUUUCGUACUAAAUCUUUUGAUAGCUAUUCGAAUACGCAAACGAUUUGAAUUCGAAAGUUUCUUCGUGCCAGCCGUACAGAUUAAAAUUUUUAUAUUAUCCACUUGUUGUUUGUAAAAUUUUGUAUGAUACUAAUAAUAGAGAUAAUAAUACUGCAUUUAAUUGAUCUUAAUGUAUUUUUCAAUAAUAUUUAUAAUUGUGAUAUUCAGUAUUCAAAUGUAAUGUAUUAUUAGAUGUUAGGUCGAUUUGAAAAUUUAAUUUAAAAUGUGUAUUUUACCAAAUGAAAUAGCAACAAUGUUUAUCAUGAAAUAU